Messenger RNA from Neogale vison (American mink), 1387 nucleotides. RefSeq names its product mitochondrial ribosomal protein L15 (gene MRPL15). Gene Ontology annotation, molecular function: structural constituent of ribosome. Gene Ontology annotation, cellular component: mitochondrial large ribosomal subunit. The transcript has 5 exons. Lineage: Eukaryota; Metazoa; Chordata; Mammalia; Carnivora; Mustelidae. The record is from RefSeq and is a predicted model, not a curated record. Gene Ontology annotation, biological process: translation.
AUGCUCACACCACCAGUGAACUAAAAACAAGAAACGUCGAGAAACACUGAGACAACAAUGUUGCAUAACGCCCGACGCUAUCCAAUUACUCCGGGACACUGGCGCGGCGUGCGACAGAAAGUUCAGCAAUUCCUGCGGUACGACAGGGGCGGUGCUACGGCCGUAAAGGAGCUCCGGGAGACCACGUGGGCUUUGAGACCACCCCCGCGACCUUGGAGGGUCUUGUCCCUGCUGCUAAUGGCUGGCAGGGUGCAGGGCGCAGGCUCUCGGGCCCUGGACCUGCUCCGGGCUCUGCCCCGUGUGAGCUUAGCCAACCUAAAGCCGAAUCCGGGCUCCAGGAAACCGGAAAGACGACGAAGAGGUCAGAGAAGAGGUAGGAAAUGUGGUCGAGGCCAUAAAGGAGAGCGUCAGAGAGGAACCCGGCCCAGACUGGGUUUUGAAGGAGGCCAGACUCCAUUUUACCUUCGAAUCCCAAAAUACGGGUUUAAUGAAGGUCAUAGCUUCAGACGCCAGUAUCAGCCUUUGAGUCUCAAUAGAUUGCAAUAUCUAAUUGAUUUGGGUCGAGUGGAUCCUACUCAGCCUAUUGACUUAACUCAGCUUGUCAAUGGGAGAGGUGUGACUGUCCAGCCACUUAAACGGGAUUAUGGUGUCCAACUGGUAGAGGAGGGUGCUGACACCUUUACGGCAAAAGUUAAUAUUGAAGUACAGUUGGCUUCAGAAUUAGCCAUUGCUGCAAUCGAAAAAAAUGGUGGUGUUGUUACUACAGCCUUCUAUGACCCCAGAAGUCUAGAAAUUCUGUGCAAACCUGUUCCAUUCUUUCUACGUGGACAACCCAUUCCAAAACGAAUGCUUCCACCGGAAGCACUGGUACCGUAUUAUACUGAUGCAAAGAAUCGUGGUUACCUGGCUGAUCCUGCCAAAUUUCCUGAGGCGAGACUUGAACUUGCCAAGAAGUAUGGCUAUGUUUUACCUGAUAUCACUAAAGAUGAACUCUUCAAAAUGCUUAGUACUCGAAAGGAUCCAAGGCAGAUUUUCUUUGGUCUUGCGCCUGGAUGGGUGGUGAAUAUGGCAGAUAAGAAAAUCUUAAAACCUACAGAUGAAAAUCUCCUCAAGUAUUACAGUUCAUGAAUUUCCUUCCAAGAAAGCAGAGUUGUAAAAGUUCUGGAAGAAAAUGGACUGAAACAUACAUAUUUCUCAUCAUCUUGUCUUGACUUGUGAUUCUCUAGAUGUUGAUGUUAAUUUUCUAUGUAGCCCUAUUUCCAUUUUUGUCUAAAAUUGAAAUAAAAAAUGGGAUAAGCAAGGGCUACGUAGGGGAACUGAAUCUGUGUGGGUUCUUUCUCAAUUAAAGAAACAAACUCCCUGGUUUUCUGCCAGAGGAAGAUGGUAA